AUGGUGGCUGGUGAAUUUCAACUGUUGCGCGCUCGCUCAAGGGAGUGGCGCCUCCAAUGUCCGCUGUGCGCCGCGAAAGGGGACGCGCAGGGGGCCUUCGACGAGAUCGCGUUCGACCUCGUGGUGGAUGCAAUGCGACGCCGACUCCUUCAUCCCCAGCUUAGGGAGGCCAUCCUGGACGAGCAGCUCUUCAACGUGGUGGGGCCAGUCUUCCAGGACGGCGUCGGUAUUCUGAUUUCAGACAAGCUCUACAACCAUCUGGCAUGGUCAGAUGACUUCUUACGGAUUGCAGGCUCUCUGGCCAUAGUUCGCCGCCUCUUUGUCGAUCUUACCACUAUCAUGCUGAGCUAUGGUUUGUCUUGGAAGCCGGAGUCUCUCGAGCUCUUCACCAACGAUGCGAUAUUCCCCAUGUGCGACACGCUCACGUUCGACGUGGGCUCCACCUCCUGGGUCUUCUCUGCGUGCUCAGAAGGCUUCGAGGUCUUGGGCGUCUGGCAGACUCCCGACGGUAACGCUGCUGAUGCUGCGGGCCACCGCUUGCAGAAGACCUCCCAGGCGUUUUGGACGGACGCUAAGUUAUACCUCGCCACCUCCGUGCCUUUGGACAUCCGUUUCGAUCGAUUUGCGAAGAGA
Messenger RNA from Prorocentrum cordatum, 633 nucleotides. The record is from the annotation of a GenBank genome assembly. NCBI's taxonomy places the organism in Eukaryota, Dinophyceae, Prorocentrales, Prorocentraceae.